CGCAGACCAAAAGUUUUGAGACUUCCUGCCUCCCUUCACACCCCAGCGCUUCCCCGCCACUUCCCUCAACAGCAAUGGCACUUUUUCGUAGCGUCAGCGUCCUCUGCGUCCUCUCCCUGGUGCUGCUGACAGCCCUGCCACGAGCAGCGGCGUCCGUGCAGCCGUCGCCCGAGGAGCAGGACGCCCGGCAGCUGAGGGACGCCAAGGCGGACGCCGAGGAGAAGGCAAAGGCGUCGAUUGCGAAAGGAGCGGCUGACAAGGACGGAAACGCCAUCGACGAGGAGGAAAAGGUGAGGAGAACCCCGGGAGACGGGCACGUGAGACGUCUUCGUGUGUGUGUGUGCGUAUGUGCGACAGCCUGCCAAAGAUAAGAAGGAAGACGCCGCGGCGCAGGGUGAGAGGGGGAGAGACCACAUUUGUGUGUCGGGUGGCAUUUGCACCCUGUGGUGUGUGGUUGUGGUGUUGUGUGUGUGUGUGUUCAGCUCCUGCCGGGAAGAAGAAGAAGGACGAGAAGGCGCCCAAGCUGCCUGACGACAGGAUGGACGACCUCAUGAACGACCCACACGAGAUCAUGAUGGACCUCAACGUAGACGACUACAACGAAAUGGCCGAAAUCGAAAAGGCCAAAUACUACGACCCCAAAUGUACUCUCACACACACACACACACAGACACACACACACUGCCACACCUCAGCACACAAUGACGCUUACCGAUGUGUGUGUGUGUGUCCCGUGUCCGUCGCUGACAGAUGAUUUCGAUAUGAACCUACUCUACGAGGGCAAAAUCGGUACGUAAGUGGUUGUGUGGUGCCCCACAACACACACACACAACCGACACACCAGCCACGCCCACCCCGGAUGGACCCCCCACACCACACCACAUGUGUCAUGUGGGUGUCGUCUGUGUGUCGUGCAGGCGAGACUGUAGAGGGCGACGACGUGUUUGACGACGACGACGAUGAGGACUUUGAUGAGGAUGAGGACGAUCAGGAAGAGCUCGAGGAAUACGAAACAGCCGGCUUCAACCCUGACGACGGUCCGCACACACCCUCCACGCACACACACACAGAGAGAGACUGGCACCUGACACCCAUAGCCGGGAUGAUAUGUGUGGUGUCUGUGUUGUCUGUGUUGCCUGUAGGAUCGGUGCGUCGCCUGCACGACGGUCCGCACGGCGGCCCCGGUCCUGCGGGCGGCCUCCCUGGCAACCCGAAAAAAGCACCCAAAGUGGACGAUGAGGAGGAGGAGAUCGACGAGGACGGUAGGCACCGCAUGGCACCACUCCUUUGGGCGGGCUGACAGUUGUAGCCUCUCUCUCUCAUGUGUGCGUGUGUUGGUCCUGCAGAUGAGGAAGAGCUCGAUGAUGAAGACGAAGAGCUCGAUGAUGAAGACGAAGGUAACCCACACAUGCGCCCUCUCCAUCACUAUACCGUCACCCCUUGCUGUCUGCAGAUGAGCUCGACGAGGACGAGGCCGAGGCCGAGGGGUUUGCCGAAGACUUCGAGGAGAUGUACCGGAUGGGCGGCCACAAGCAGGAACCCGCUGCCUGUGAGCAAAGACGACAGAGGAUGCAAACCCCCUCCCCGCACCGCACACCCUCUCUCCUGUCUGUCUGUUUGUGCGUAUGUGUGGGAUUUGGUUGCGUCUAAGCAUCAGAUGUCAAAGCGGAUGACGGUGUGAUGGUGAUGGGGUCAGACGAGGGAGAGAGUGACGCGACAGAGGAGGAGUGAGUGACGCGACACCGCUGUCGCCAGCAGGGCAGCAAGUGUGGGUAAUUAGUGUGGGUGGGAGUUGUUGGACUGACGGACUGUCUGGUUAAUGCUGUCGUGCCGCGGGGAAAGACUGGGAGCAUCGCACCGCCUAUCCCUCCAUCGCAUUGAUUCAUUGAUUCAUACGCUGCCUGGCUGCCUGGCCGGCUGAUCGAUCGCAUGAUGUGUGUCUUGUCUCAUGUUGAUGUCUGGUCUGUCUGUCUCGUGGCGGCCCCGGGAGAUGCGUUUGUCGGUCUACCCGCGCCUUUCUACCUACCUGUCUGUCUGGCUUCCUAGAUGCGACGUGACGUAAUGUGUGCCGUGUAGAGACUCCUGCCUGACUCCUGGAGGGAUGGGUGCAUAGUCGAGUCGUGGUGUGCAAAGAUGGCGUGUGAGGUGACCUCGCCGCAUUCGUCCUUCCAGCAAACAAGUAAUACAACUUUG
Molecule: messenger RNA, 2193 nt
Organism: Vitrella brassicaformis
Lineage: Eukaryota; Vitrellaceae
Source: the annotation of a GenBank genome assembly